This is a messenger RNA of Sitodiplosis mosellana (orange wheat blossom midge), 519 nucleotides long. RefSeq names its product J domain-containing protein CG6693-like. Gene Ontology annotation, cellular component: cytoplasm; nucleus. Gene Ontology annotation, molecular function: heat shock protein binding. The transcript is spliced from 2 exons. The record is from RefSeq and is a predicted model, not a curated record. The coding region runs from base 1 to 519 and encodes 172 amino acids. Lineage: Eukaryota; Metazoa; Arthropoda; Insecta; Diptera; Cecidomyiidae.
AUGAGUGCAGAAAAAUACUUCGGUACUCGUGAUUUAUAUCAAAUUCUUCAGUUGAAACCAAAUGCUGAAAUUCAAGAUGUGAAAAAAAGUUUUUAUAAACUGGCGCUCACUUUUCAUCCAGAUCGGGUGCCAAUCAAUGAGAAGGAAGAAGCAAAGGAAAAGUUUAAUGUUAUUCACAACGCCUACUCAAUACUUUCUGAUAUAGCAAAGAAAGAAAUGUACGAUAAUGGAUCACGAGUUCUGUUUACGAAGGUCACUAUAGCAGCACAAUGGGAAAACUUUCUUAAACCAGUAAGCUGUGAAGCAAAAGAAGAAGCCAGAAAAAAGUACCAAGGUUCACUACAGGAGAAAACCGAUUUGAUUAGAGAAUUUGUUGCUGGAAAAGGGAGUCUCACAUAUGUUCUCAAUAAUUUACCGUUCAUGCGAUCAGAAGAUGAAAUGAGAAUAAUAGAAAUAUUGAAAGACCUCAUCGACAAAGGCGAUAUUCCGAAAAUUCCAAUUAAAAAAAUUAGACGUUGA